AUGCCGACGUUCGAAUCGAAGCCGUUACGAAAGCGAAAUACGCUGCUGACCAGGCUGGCGCCACAAGUCCGACGCAGGCCGCUGCUCUUGUUCGGUCUUCCAUUCCUGGCCACCAUCGUGGGAGCCAGCUUCGGGCUGGCCAACCUCACACAGACCAGGUACGACUACAAUGCCACCAAGGUGCAGACCAUCUCCAAGGAGGAGGAACUGCGCAUGAAGAAAGAUCGCAAAAGGAUCGACAUUCGUGAAGAAUACUUUAAACUGCAAUCGAAGGAAGACGAGCUGGACGACUGGGAGCCCAAGAGAAUUGAACGCCCCGAAGGUGUCGCAGAGUGGGGAGUGGCUCCAACGACGUACCGAUCCAUUCAGACCGAGGGGCUCUCGAGUCAGGAUGCCGACCUGGAAAGGAGCAAGGGCUUCACUGCCGACAAUGUCCGCUCUUCACGUCAGCAGCCUCCUGUCGUGCUGGGUCCGGAUGGGAAGCCGUGUCGUGCUUGCAACUCGAAGCUGGCGUUCGCCGCUGCUAUGAAGGGCACCAAGGGCGGGAGCGCCUCGAAAGAUGCCCCGACUGGCAUCAAGACAGCUUCUGCAGCAGGCGCGGCAACAGCAGCAGCAGCACUCGCCACAACUUCAGAGACAACGAAGACUUGUCCUCCGGAUGGAGAGGAUCUUGGCCGAUCUGCUUGGACCUUCCUCCACUCUGCUGCCGCCUACUUUCCCGAGGACCCAACUGCGCAGCAGCAGAGCUCCAUGCUCGCCUUGUUUCGAGCUCUACCGCACGUCUACCCUUGCCAUUCCUGCGCUGAAGCUCUUGGAGAGGAGUACAAGCGUGAAGACAAGGAGGGCGGCUGGGAGGAUCGUAGCUUGAAACUCGCUGAGGCCGUACGCUCGGGGCCAUCACUGCGUAAAUGGCUAUGCGGUAUCCACAACGAGGUCAAUCAGCGCCUUGGAAAGCCAACGUUCCCAUGCACCGAGAGCAAGCUUUCCGAAAGAUGGCUUGAAGGCCCUACUGAUGGCAGCUGCGACUGA
Sporisorium graminicola is the source of this 1029-nucleotide messenger RNA. RefSeq lists its product as uncharacterized. Gene Ontology annotation, molecular function: flavin-dependent sulfhydryl oxidase activity; flavin adenine dinucleotide binding. The record is from RefSeq and is a predicted model, not a curated record. Gene Ontology annotation, cellular component: mitochondrial membrane; mitochondrion. The transcript has 2 exons. NCBI's taxonomy places the organism in Eukaryota, Fungi, Basidiomycota, Ustilaginomycetes, Ustilaginales, Ustilaginaceae. Bases 1 to 1029 code for a protein of 342 amino acids.